AUGAAAUAUCCAGGCGGCAAUCCUUCCACAAUGUUCUGCGAACAGGUCAGCACAGUAACGUCGCUCUUCGAGCAGUGGAACGACUGCGAGCGUACGGUCGUGCUGUACGCGCUACUUAAACGUGUACCCUUCGCGAACCUUAAGUUCCUGCAAGUUUCGAUCGAUUAUAACCUCGCACAGAACUACAGCACCCAGGCAAAGUUGCAACAACUGGAAACGAAGGCUAACAGCACGGCGCUACUGACCAAGCUGGUGCAGCGGUACUAUCAGCUAAGCGGACACAGCACCGAAACCGCUACGUUACUGAUUGGAGGUGGUACCAAUUUGAACAAUAAUAACACGAACAGCGUGAAUAAUAAUCUCAAAGCGAUCACGGACUCGUCCUCGUUGUAUGAGCUGUUGAAGAAAUCCACCACUGCCGAGGGAGCAACAGUGGUCGCGAAAGAAUCUCCCAUUACCGUGACUCCGGCUGCAACGGUUCCCUCGUCGACAGGGGUCGUCGCACCAGCAGCAGCAACGCAACAUCUUCUCGCGAAGGGCCAUGAGCAGCAGCAACGGGAGCCGGAGACAAAGGAAGAUAUUUUGAAGGAUAUCCUCAUGUACCUGCCACUUCUAGCACCUGGCAACGAUGAAGCCAAAAGCAUGUACAUGUCCCUGAUACCGGUGGCAGUGGACGAUGCCUGUAGGCAGCUUGUCCCUACCGAGAUCGUCCAACAGACGCUCUCCUACCUACUGAUACAUCCCGCCAUCACAAACGACGAUCGACGGGUGCUCAGCCACUGGCUCCGGUUUUUGGAAGAUUUCAUUUCAACGUCCUACCUUCCGCCACCAGCGUCGGCCACGGUCUUGAAAAAUCGAAAUUACUUCAACCUGCAGCAGCAAACUGUCCAUUCCAAUGGCAGUAGCACCGGAAGCAGCAUCAACAACGCUAGUACUGGCACUGCGGCGGUAUCGAGUACCAUCCCGCACGUACAGUAUCUCUCCACCUCGACCAGCUCCUCCAAUGGAGGCUUGGGCGUGAAUUCCUGGUCAAACGGAGGCUCCACUGGAUUACCAGCGACGCCAGGCCCAGGAAUAAUGCCUUCUUCCUUGGCACACCAUCAUCAGCCUCCGAUGGCGGCGCAGUCGAUUCUAUCGAAAUCCCAGCAAUGCCUGAACCAAACUGCAUCCACCGGCACAAGCGGUACGGUCAACAGUAACAGCAGCAAUUGUCAUAUCAAUAGCAGCAGUAGCUCGAGCUCGAGCUCUUCCAGCUCGACCACCAGCUCUAGUUCGUGUCUCGAUAGUACCGCUUCGCAGCUGCUUAAAUCGGCCGGCUCUCCUAGACUGGGACAGCAGCAGCAGCAACCUGCCGAGUGGGCAACGGAUCGUGCCGAGGAUGCAAAACCAAUAAACGAGUUCAGUAAAACGAUCGGACAAAGCUUGCUGACAUCUAGUCAACCUCUGCUGGUGGGAAGCACUGGUAACAAUGGUGGUCAUACGGGCAGCGGAGUCAGUCCUGCCGGUGCUGGUGGCGGAAUUAGCGUGAAUCUUCAGCUGCACAGCCAACUUCAUCAACAACGGCCUACGAUGACGGGUAUGGCGGUCACGGAUAGUGCUACCAGCGAUAACCAUCAUGAUCUCAUGGCCGUUACGGAAUCCCUGCUAUACGAUUCCACCGAAGAAGAUCACAUUUCGUUCAGCAAGAACGGUACCGAGAUAUAUGACAACGAUUGUGAUUUCGACAACGAGGACGAGUUUAAUUUUAUGGCACGCAGCGCGGCUGCCAUUCGGGCAGCCGAGGCAUCCAUGUCCCCCCGUGUGACCAUUCCGGCUGGUUCCGGAGCAUCGGGAGCCGGGGGACCUUCGACGUCGGGAAGUAAAAAGCUGGUUUCGUUCGAUAGUAACGUGGGUGACUUUCUGCGCGUGCCGCUUCUCGGUAAUUUCAGCGCGCAGUCUCAUCUUCUGGGACACGGUGGCAGCGCAGCUAGUAGCGGCAUGUUCGACCAUGAUCUGGAAGGUGCGCUGCUGAAAACGCGUCGCUCUAAUAGCCUGACCACGCCGACUACUUUGUCCGCGCUCAGUGUGGGCGAACUGCACGCCCAGCAAAAGCAGAGCAACGAAUGCCUGUCGGCGGAGAACCUAACUAACUUGCAGCUAUUGCAGAACAAACCACGCAGCUUUUCGCUGACGAUGGAAAGUCCUCGAUCGUCUUUGGCCUCAAGCGGGUCCGAUACGCAGCUGGACGACUACAAGCAGGGUGCGGGCCUGAUGAAGCUAUACGGUGGACAACCGAACAUCGGGAUGUCCAGCAUCGCGCACUGGCUAAAGAGCCUUCGAUUGCACAAGUACGUUUGGUUGUUCUCUAACUUGACGUACGAGAAGAUGCUCGGCAUUACGGAGGAGUACCUGCAGAGCCUUGGUGUAACGAAGGGCGCGCGCCACAAGCUAGCCAUCUGCAUUCAGAAGCUGAAUGAGCGCUUCGGUGUGCUGCUUCAGCUCGAAAAGGAUCUGAUCGCGGGACAGAAGGCUCAGCUCGGUGCAGUGCUGGAGGAACUGACGAACAUUGUGCUCACGCCUAUGAAACCGAUUGGCAUGGACCAACCGGAAGACGUUGCCGGCCAGUUUGUAAAAGUGUUGGAUCUAGUCGGUUCCAUCAUCGUUAUGCGGCCGAUUUGCAGCCAGCAGGAUGAAGAGUACCUGAACAUAUUCCUGUGGAUCGUGGAGCGCGCCCUGCACAACGACGCUUUCAUUGCGCAUUCUGCACAGUUGAAGGAGCACAAGUACAAGGUAUCGAAGAUUAAGAUGCAUGUUGCACCGAAGAGCGGACAUUUUACUAAAAGCGUGAACGUGACUGGACCCGGUAUAAAUAUGAAUAAACCCAGAUGGUCUGCAAAUAACAAACACAAAACGGUGAACAUGAACGAACCACCUGUGAAGCCACAUCGCAAGAGCUCGAUACCGUAUUUUGUGCCACCAGGCCAGCAACAGGCAUUAUGUCCAUCGCAAUCCCACUCCCACUUACAGGGUGGAUCGGCACAGAUCAUGACAACGCACCAAUAUUUCCACCACAGUGGAGCAGCAGGUAGCAGCAAUUCCCACAACAGUACAGCCAGUUACAACAAAAGCUCGUCAUACCCGAGUUUCGCAUCCAGCCUGCAUGGUGGCGGAAGUACUGGCACCAUAAAGCCGAUGGGCAGUAACAACCCGUCCGUGCAGCAAUCCAGUCACCACCAACAGCAACCGCAGCAGCAGCAACAGCAGCAGCCGUCACAUAACCAAAACUCUCAAACCGCCCCUACACUGCAGCCACCGGCCAUGCAGCACCCGAAUUUCAUGUUUCAUCGACACUCGUUGAGCAACAUUACGCACCACCAUCACAAUGCCACUCCGCUUGGUCCACCACCGGCCAUUUUUCUGACCAAUAUCUCUGGUUCGGUGACGGGCGAAAAUCGAGCAACCGGACCGAAAGCGGUCGAUAGCGGCCCUGGCAAGACUGCUGCCGUCACAGUGAAGCAACUUACCGGGCUGGGAGGACUGGUAGGAUCCGGCGAACAGCCGCACUUGCUCAAAAAUGACUGUACCUCGAAGGAGGUGCGUACCAGUGGUCAGAGCAACAUCAGCGGCAGUAACAGCAACCAGAACAGCAGCAUUGUCGACAUCAAUUCAAGGCUCGAGUUUCUCUGUCGGCAAAUGACGGAGCAAGCGAUCAAUUAG
Anopheles nili is the source of this 3696-nucleotide messenger RNA. RefSeq names its product protein Smaug (gene smg). Gene Ontology annotation, molecular function: mRNA binding; protein binding; translation repressor activity. The transcript is spliced from 4 exons. Gene Ontology annotation, biological process: nuclear-transcribed mRNA poly(A) tail shortening; regulation of mRNA stability; negative regulation of translation. NCBI's taxonomy places the organism in Eukaryota, Metazoa, Arthropoda, Insecta, Diptera, Culicidae. Gene Ontology annotation, cellular component: P-body. Bases 1 to 3696 code for a protein of 1231 amino acids. The record is from RefSeq and is a predicted model, not a curated record.